Harpegnathos saltator (Jerdon's jumping ant) is the source of this 1954-nucleotide messenger RNA. It is a transcript of the gene TTLL12, whose product is annotated as Tubulin tyrosine ligase-like 12. Lineage: Eukaryota; Metazoa; Arthropoda; Insecta; Hymenoptera; Formicidae. Bases 34 to 1884 code for a protein of 616 amino acids. Gene Ontology annotation, biological process: protein modification process. The record is from RefSeq and is a predicted model, not a curated record. Gene Ontology annotation, cellular component: cytoplasm. The transcript has a single exon.
UAUUUUAGGAAUCCAAUUAUUGAUGUUUCCACAAUGAAUGGUAUAGAUUUAUGUGAAUACAAUACAUUUCUUGAGUUACAUAAACCACAACUGGAAUCUUCUGGUGUUCCUCAAUUAUUUUGGAAAGUUUUAUUUGAAAAGUUAGACAAUGAAAUCUUAGAUGGAGGACUUGUCUUCCAGUUAGCAAAAAUAGAAUAUGAGAAUACAACCAGACAUAUGACAGAACCAGUAUGGAAGUUGAUUGUCUCUGCAAAUGAUGGUAUUAGUGCACAAAAUCCGAAUAAUAUUUACUUAAUUGAUCAUGCAUGGUUAUAUGAUAUCAGAUCUGUCCGGCAACAUUUGACAAAAUUACCUAAUCUACUUAAUCGUAUGUGCUCUCUUAUGGAUAUUGAUACCAAUGCAGAAAAAGAAGAGAUAAUUGAGCAUAUUAUGAAUGAAAUGUGGCGAUACAAUCAAUAUUUUUCAUUGAACUCCAAAGAUGUGGAGAAGAGUAUGCCAAUGUGGUAUAUUAUGGAUGAAGUUGGAUCAGCAAUAAAUCAUAGUGACAAUCCAAAUUUCAGAACAAUACCUUUUCUGCAUGUGUCGAAAGGCAUAUCUUAUACGCUUUUAUUUCCUAUAAAAGAUAUGGCUAUGGGAGAUGAAGUUACAAGAGACUUUGUAGAGGGUCAAGCAGAUAGCCCUUGUAUAAGAGAGUUGUUAUUAUUGCCAUGGGUUCACAGUACUUUUGAUAUUGAAAAUUUUGAGCAGCUUGAAACAGGUGAAGAAUUUGUACAGAAUUAUAUUUGUGAAACUCUGCCAGAAACAAGCACAUUUAAAAUAAACAACAACGAAACUUUAAAAGUUUUUUCACAAUACGAGUAUGUGGAGAAAUAUUUAACAGACUCAGCAUUUGAGAUCACCAAUGAAGCUCAAACAGCAGAGAUAUUGUGGCUUGUGUCUCAUUUCAAAACUUUUAAGGAACUAAGCAUCUCCUCGCCACAUGUAUUUAUAAAUCAGUUUCCUUGCGAGAACGUGAUAACAGUCAAGGACCUCUUAGCUAUCGUAUGUAGGAGAAAAGCAAAGGGCAAACCGUACGAUCCCAAUACUCUUGAAACCUUACCAACGUGGUUACCAACCACAUAUAAUUUGACGACAGAACUGAAGCAGUUUGUCAGUUACUUCAAGGCACGGGCUGAGAAGAAUCUGGAUAAUCAUUGGAUAUGCAAACCAUGGAAUUUAGCGAGAGGCCUCGACAUUUACAUCACAAAGAAUCUGUAUCAAAUUCUACGGUUACGUCAUACAGGGCCUAAAAUUGUGCAGAAAUAUAUCACGCAGCCGGUUUUGUACGAUAGACUGCAAAUUGGCAAAGUAAAGUUUGACAUCAGGUAUGUCGUGCUGCUCAAGUCUGUGAAGCCACUACACAUGUACGCAUAUGCAAACUUCUUUCUACGAUUCGCGAAUCAGCCGUUUGCGCUGAACAACUUGGAUGUGUACGAGCAACACUUCACCGUGAUGAAUUAUUCCGACGAAAACCCACUCUACCACGUGAAAUGCGCCGAGUUUGUUGUUCAAUGGAAGAAUCAAUAUCCCGAUUAUCCGUGGGAAACUUACGUUGAGCCGAAAAUUCUCUCCGUCCUUUAUGAGGUGUUCGAAGCUGCAACCGCUGAACCUCCGCCGAGAGGAAUUCCUGAGAGUCCGCAAAGUAGAGCCGUGUAUGCUGCCGACAUGAUGUUAGAGUGGUGCGACUCUGAGAUGCAGCCUAAAUUGUUGGAAAUUAAUUAUAUGCCAGAUUGCCAGAGAGCAUGCGAUUAUUAUCCAGAGUUCUACAACGAUAUCUUCAAGUGCUUGUUUAUGAACAUAGAGAAUCCGCAAGUGUUUCACAGAUUACAUUCGACCAAGGAGUGACCGAGACGUUAAACUGUUAUGUUACAUUGUUAAAUAAAUGAUUCAUUUUGAUACAUAUAGUUUAACAAUA